ACCUCUACAACACCAAACUCACCACCCAGCGCAACCACUCCAAUCGCGCAAAACAAACCGCAAACAUGCAGCCAACUAUUCGCAGGAUGGCGGGCCACAACCACGGCAUAAUCCACGCGGAUCCCGCCCUCAUCAAAUGGGCCAACAUGACUGUCAACCGCCACAAGUACUUCCGCUGGACGCGACGAACCGCUUGGCUCUCUUUCGCCUACAUGGUCUUGGUACCGAGUAUUCUGGGCACCGCCGGAUACAUGACUGAGGGAAAGUGGGAAAUGCGCGGCAAGCGGAGGGGUGACAUGAUCUCUGAGUUUUAGACGUGAGGUCUUAGGUGCCGAGUGGAUACACGUAGGCAGUGUAUAUAUGGAAUCAAGUGGUUUGACUGAUGUUGGUAUUACAAGUUUGUACCUGAUAUUUAUGUGUGCAGCAGUAUUCGUCUUAUC
Molecule: messenger RNA, 440 nt
Organism: Pyrenophora tritici-repentis Pt-1C-BFP
Lineage: Eukaryota; Fungi; Ascomycota; Dothideomycetes; Pleosporales; Pleosporaceae
Cellular component (GO): mitochondrion
Source: RefSeq, a predicted model, not a curated record